This is a messenger RNA of Gamsiella multidivaricata, 837 nucleotides long. RefSeq names its product WD40-repeat-containing domain protein. Gene Ontology annotation, biological process: protein import into peroxisome matrix. The record is from RefSeq and is a predicted model, not a curated record. The transcript is spliced from 4 exons. Gene Ontology annotation, molecular function: protein binding. Bases 1 to 837 code for a protein of 278 amino acids. Gene Ontology annotation, cellular component: cytosol; peroxisomal matrix. Lineage: Eukaryota; Fungi; Mortierellomycota; Mortierellomycetes; Mortierellales; Mortierellaceae.
AUGGCAACUAACGGGCUUUGUCUUUUGUCUUCCGCUCUGCGUUGUGCGUGUUUUUUUUUUAUAUUCUGGUUCGAUACUCAGGAUGGACUGUUUGAUGUGUGCUGGAGCGAAGUGAACGAGAACCAGUUGAUCACUGCUAGCGGCGACGGAUCCAUAAAGCUCUGGGAUACGACAUUGGCUGAUUUUCCUAUUCAAAACUGGCAUGAGCAUCAGAGGGAGGUGUUUUCGGUUAACUGGAACUUGGUCAGCAAGGAUACGUUUUUGAGUGCAUCAUGGGAUAAUACUAUCAAGCUGUGGAAUCAAAAUAGUCCUCGGUCAUUACAGACGUUCAAGGGACACUCUCACUGCGUGUACUCUGCAAUGUGGUCUCCUCACUCCCCUAGUCUCUUCGCAUCUUGUUCAGGAGAUCACACCGUAAAGUUGUGGGAUGCGAAUUCACCGGCACCGAUCCAGACAAUCCUCGCUCAUGGAAAUGAGGUAUUGACGCUGGACUGGAAUAAGUACCAGGAUCAUACGGUUGUAACAGGAUCGGUCGAUCAUACGAUCAAGGUGUGGGAUUUGCGUCGUCCGGAUCGGGAACUGAAUUGUCUGAGGGGACACGAGUAUGCGGUGAGGAAGGUGAAGUGUUCGCCGCAUUCGGGAUCGCUAGUAGCAUCAACUUCGUACGAUAUGACGAUGCGGAUGUGGGAUAUUACAACAGGGGAUAUGAUUGAGAUCCAUGAUGCGCACACGGAGUUUGUGCUCGGAGUCGACUUUAAUCUGUAUCGGGAUCGGGAGGUGGCCACUUGUGCGUGGGAUGAGAGCGUACAUGUUUUUACACCGAGGUGUCUGAUGUGA